CGCGACACCGAGGCAAUCGUAGCUCGUCUCAAGGGCCGUCAACCAAUCGUAGAAGCGAUACUUAUUGGGCCACGGAGCGUGUCGACCAAUUACGUAAUAGAAGGCGUCAACAAGCACUUAGCCCACGUAUUAAAGCCAAUCUGGGGGCCGAACCAGUCAGUACGCUCAGCUGGCUGGGCGGUUAGUUAGCUGUUUAUCGGUGUACGUGUAUUCAGCUCUUACGUUUUCCAGCUUUUCCAUUAAGGUAAAAGGUACAUUUCUCCACGGUAGCUCGGCGGGGCUGAAAUGUUACAAUUUAGGCUGUCGUUGGCACUCAGGGAGCUGCUCCACUUCGGUGUGAAAUACCGUUUGCCCAGUGCCGUCGGGCAUCCGAGAACACCGGCGGACCCCCGUCUGCUUCACCUCGGGGGGACGUCUCGGCUGUCAUUCUGUCCGGCCGGGGCUAGGUCCCUUUGCAGCAGGAGCGAAGGAGUGCUGGAAAAGAAAGAUGAGCCAGGGAAAGAAGCGGCGGGCGACAAGAGAAGGAAAGCAGGCAUCCUGCCCUCUCUGGAGGAUCUGCUCUUCUACACCAUUGCUGAGGGCCAGGAGAAGAUCCCAGCCCACAAAUUCAUCACAGCCCUGAAGGCUACGGGUUUACGGACCGGAGAUCCACGGCUGAAGGAGUGUAUGGAGAUGCUGAAGGUCUCCCUGAAAUCCACGUCCGAUGGCGUCAUGCUCGACCGGCACCUCUUCAAAAAGUGUGUUCAGAGCAACAUUGUCCUGCUCACCCAGGCUUUCCGCAAGAAGUUUGUCAUCCCUGACUUUCUGUCCUUCACGUCGCACAUCGAUAAGCUCUACGAGAGUGCCAAGAAUCUGUCCGGAGGACAGGUGGCGGACUACAUUCCCCAGCUUGCUAAGUUCAGCCCCGAUCUGUGGGCUGUGUCGCUCUGCACAGUUGAUGGUCAGAGGUACACAGUGGGUGACACCAAAGUGCCCUUUUGCCUGCAGUCAUGCGUGAAGCCGCUGAAGUAUGCCAUUGCUGUGCACGACCAUGGCACGGAAUACGUUCACCGCUUCAUCGCCAAGGAGCCUAGUGGCCUGCGCUUCAACAAGCUGUUUCUCAAUGAGGAUGACAAGCCCCAUAACCCCAUGGUGAACGCUGGCGCCAUCGUGUGUACGUCCUUAAUCAAGCAAGGAGCAAGUAAUGCUGAGAAGUUUGACUAUGUCAUGAACUUCUUGAACAAAAUGGCAGGAAACGAGUAUGUGGGCUUCAGCAAUGCCACAUUCCAGUCAGAGCGCGAAUCUGGAGACAGAAACUUUGCCAUCGGCUACUACCUGAAGGAGAAGAAGUGUUUCCCAGAAGGCACAGAUAUGACCUCCAUCCUGGACUUCUACUUCCAGCUCUGCUCCAUCGAGGUGACCUGCGAAAGCGCCAGCGUCAUGGCUGCCACACUGGCCAAUGGUGGCUUCUGUCCCAUCACGGGCGAGCGUGUGCUCAGCCCCGAGGCCGUGCGCAACACACUGAGCCUCAUGCACUCCUGUGGCAUGUAUGACUUCUCUGGCCAGUUUGCCUUCCACGUGGGGCUGCCAUCCAAAUCUGGUGUGGCAGGGGGAAUCCUCCUGGUGGUGCCCAAUGUCAUGGGAAUCAUGUGUUGGUCCCCCCCUCUGGACAAGCUGGGCAAUAGCGUGCGGGGCAUCCAAUUCUGCACGGACCUGGUAUCCCUCUUUAACUUCCACAACUAUGACAACCUGAGGCACUUUGCGAAGAAGCUGGAUCCACGAAGGGAAGGAGGUGACCAGCGGGUGAAGUCCGUCAUCAACCUGCUGUUUGCCGCCUACACAGGGGACGUCUCUGCACUCCGGAGAUUUGCACUGUCCUCCAUGGAUAUGGAGCAGAGAGACUAUGACUCCAGGACAGCUCUACAUGUUGCGGCGGCUGAAGGACACACAGAGGUGGUACGCUUCCUGCUUGAGGCCUGCAAGGUGAACCCUGUACCCAGGGACCGUUGGGGAAACACCCCCAUGGAUGAGGCCAUACACUUCGGGCAUCAUGACGUGGUGACCAUCCUCCAAGAGUACCACAACUCAUACAGCCCACAGGAGGGCCCCACAGACAAGGAGUUGGCACAGAAGAACCUGGAUGGCAUGCUGUAGGAGGUGUGGUGUGGCACCAGACAGUGCCACCAGCAGAGGGCCCCAGAUGCAGCUGACACUACACAGUGUUUCUGUGAAAGAGGGAUGUAAAGUUUUUCCUUUCUUGUUAAUUACUGUGUUUCACACUUUAAGAAGUGAACUCAUUAUAGUCAGGCUAUACUGCAGAGUUCCAGCUGUAGCCUUACUGAGGGGCUUUGUGUGUAUCUCUGUGUAGAAACACCGUAUGCAUGUAAAUUGAAUAGUAAUUUAUGUUUAGUUUAACAAAGCAUCACUUAUCUGGCAAUCAGCAUGAUUAAGGGAAGUGCAGCUCCUCACAGGACUCUAGUCCUUUAAAAAGCAGCUUGUGAAUGUCAAAGUUCAGACACCAUCGCCGAAACUCAGGAGCUGGACAUGUGAAGAACCUGGGGUUGCCUCUGGCUGACAGAUGGAGGACAAAGACCUAACGUGUGUGUAUAGUCGGCCUGAACCGCACCUUGUAUGUAUCAGGCCCCCUUUAGGUGUAGUAUUUAGUUACUUAAAUGACAGUAUUUUUCUACAUUCUGGCAAAGUAUUUAAUGAGGCUGUUGUACAGCGAGUGUUUAUCUUCAGGGCAGGAUGUGGUCUGGUCACAGCUCACUGUAAAACAAUUUUUGUGCUCUAGGGCAGGGUGCAUUUCACCACUAAAGUUUUAUUUAUUUAGCAGAUUUUUAUCUGAAGCAACACAUAAUUGAAAGUAGUGUAAGACAGUCCCUGGACCAAUUUGGGGUUUAAGUGCCCAAGGGUGAGGUUACACUGCAUAUCCUGGGAUUUACACUGGUAACCUUCUGAUCACAGGCACAGCAUCCUGACUCACUGAGCCCUGGACCUUUCUAGUUAGGUUAACCCAAAGCUAAGUGGCUAGUGUUCCAGGUUAUAUGUUUCUCUGCUUACGACGGUGAGCUAGACCAUCUGUCAAUGCUGCAUCUGGUGACCGCAUCUCUAGGGGUGUGUGCUUCCUCACAGUGCCAGAGCUGAAGCUUAAAUUCAGGUUUUGAAAGUAUUCAUUUCCUUCUGCCUGUGCCCUAGAGACCCCCCAACCACAUCCAACUGUGUGUGUGUGUGUGUGUGUGUGUGUGUUUGCAUAGAUCACAUUUGAGGACCAAAUUGUCCCCAAAGUGUAGUUAAACCUGAAAUUUCCCUACUUUUAGGGACAUCUUUUGAG
Molecule: messenger RNA, 3313 nt
Organism: Paramormyrops kingsleyae
Lineage: Eukaryota; Metazoa; Chordata; Actinopteri; Osteoglossiformes; Mormyridae
Product: glutaminase kidney isoform, mitochondrial
Biological process (GO): L-glutamine catabolic process
Molecular function (GO): glutaminase activity; protein binding
Source: RefSeq, a predicted model, not a curated record